Pteronotus mesoamericanus is the source of this 2127-nucleotide messenger RNA. It is a transcript of the gene TGM6, whose product is annotated as transglutaminase 6. The transcript has 13 exons. Bases 1 to 2127 code for a protein of 708 amino acids. Gene Ontology annotation, biological process: peptide cross-linking. NCBI's taxonomy places the organism in Eukaryota, Metazoa, Chordata, Mammalia, Chiroptera, Mormoopidae. Gene Ontology annotation, cellular component: cytoplasm. Gene Ontology annotation, molecular function: protein-glutamine gamma-glutamyltransferase activity. The record is from RefSeq and is a predicted model, not a curated record.
AUGGAUGAAAAACGGAUCAGAGUCACCGAGGUGGACUGGCAGCUGUCAAGAAAUGGUGCCGUGCACCACACCCAGGAGUACCCCGGCCCAGAGCUGGUGGUUCGCAGGGGCCAGAUGUUCACCUUCACAUUGGAGCUGAGCUGUCCCCUGGACAGCAAGGAGACCCUCAUCUUCACGGUGGAGACAGGACCCCAGGCUUCUGAGGCUCUGCGCACCAAAGCUGUGUUCCAGGCAUCGGAGUUGGAGGUGCAAAAUGCCUGGACAGCAGUGAAGGAGGCUCAGGAGGAGAACACAGUGACCAUCGGCCUCACCAGCCCUCCCAAUGCCGUCAUUGGCCGCUACGUGCUGAGCUUCAGGGUUUCCUCUCGCCGCAAACACAGCAACAGGAAGCUGGGCGAGUUUGUUCUCCUUUUCAACCCAUGGUGCUCAGAGGAUGACGUGUUUCUGGCCUCAGAGGAGGAGAGACAGGAGUACGUGCUCAACGACAGCGGGAUCAUCUUCCGCGGCGUGGAGAAGCACAUCCGAGCCCAAGGCUGGAACUUCGGGCAGUUUGAAGAGGACAUCCUGAACAUUUGCCUCUCCAUCCUGGACCGAAGCCCCAGUCACCAAAAAGACCCAGCCACCGAUGUAUCCUGCCGCCAUGACCCCAUCUAUGUCACCAGGAUCGUCAGCGCCAUGGUGAACAGCAACAACGACCGGGGCGUGGUUCAAGGCCAGUGGCAGGGCAAGUACGGCGGCGGCACCAGCCCACUGCAAUGGCGGGGCAGCGUGGCCAUUCUGCACAAGUGGUUCAAGGGCAGGUUCAAGCCAGUCAAAUACGGCCAGUGUUGGGUCUUCGCUGGAGUCAUGUGCACAGUCCUUAGGUGCUUGGGGAUCGCAACCCGGGUUGUGUCCAACUUCAACUCUGCCCAUGACACGGACAGGAACCUGAGUGUGGACAAAUACGUGGACUCCUUCGGGCGGACCCUGGAGGACCUGACGGAAGACAGCAUGUGGAAUUUCCAUGUCUGGAAUGAGAGCUGGUUUGCCCGGCAGGACCUGGGCCCCUCUUACAAUGGCUGGCAGGUUCUGGAUGCCACCCCCCAGGAGGAGAGCGAAGGGGUGUUCCGGUGCGGCCCGGCCUCAGUCACUGCCAUCCGUGAGGGUGACGUGCACCUGGCCCAUGAUGGCCCCUUUGUGUUUGCGGAGGUCAAUGCUGACUAUGUCACCUGGCUCUGGAAUGAGGACGAGAGCAGGGAACGUGUGUAUUCUGACACGAAGAAGAUCGGGAGGUGUAUCAGCACCAAGGCGGUGGGGAGCGACUCCCGCGUGGACAUCACGAAUCUCUACAAGUAUCCAGAAGGGUCCCGGAAAGAGAGGCAAGUGUACAGGAAGGCCCUGCGGAAGCUGUUCGGUGUGGAAGCAUCUGGAAGGAGGGCCCGGGUUCGCAGGGGCGGCGGCCGUGGUCUCUGGCGUGACGACCUCCUAGAACCCACCACCAAGCCCAGCAUCACCGGCAAGUUCAAGGUGCUGGAGCCGCCCUUGCUGGGCCACGACCUAAAGCUGGCCCUGUGCUUGACCAAUCUCAUCUCCCGGGCCCAGCGGGUCCGAGUCAACCUGAGCAGUGCCACCAUCCUCUACACCCGCAGGCCGGUGGCAGAGAUCCUGCGUGAAUCCCACACUGUGCGGCUGGGGCCGGAGGAAGAGAAAAAGAUCCCAAUCACAAUAUCUUACUCUCAAUAUAAGGAAGACCUGACAGAAGACAAGAAGAUCCUCUUGGCUGCCAUGUGCCUCAUCACCAAAGGAGAGAAGCUCCUGGUAGAAAAGGACAUUACUCUGGAGGACUUCAUCACCAUCAAGGUGCUGGGCCCAGCCAUGGUGGGGGUAGCAGUUGUAGUGGAAGUGAUGGUAGUCAACCCCCUCUUGGAGAGAGUGGAGGACUGUAAGCUGAUGGUGGAGGGCAGUGGCCUUCUUCAGGGACAGCUGAGCAUCAAUGUGCCCAGCCUAGAGCCCCAGGAGAGGGCCUUGGUCCAGUUCAACGUCACCCCCUCAAAGAGUGGCCUGAGGCAGCUGCAGGUGGAUCUCAUCAGCUCCCACUUCUCGGACAUCAAGGGCUUUGUAAUUAUCCACGUGGCCAAAGCCAAGUGA